Molecule: messenger RNA, 707 nt
Organism: Cercospora beticola
Lineage: Eukaryota; Fungi; Ascomycota; Dothideomycetes; Mycosphaerellales; Mycosphaerellaceae
Source: RefSeq, a predicted model, not a curated record
CCUGAGGUUUCAAAGUACGGCAGAUGCUUGAAGAGAGAAUCGCUUCCUGCGAAGACGAAAGAUGAAACUCCAGCAAAAGAUCCGGAGACAGUCGAAGCUCUGAUUGAUGAAACACUGCGGGUGCUAAUGGACUUGCACCACCUUCAUCAACGACUUGUCAGAACAAGCACUUCGGUUGAAGCGGGAACAUGCUCCCCGCCAGAUCUCCACCGGUCACGCCAACGUUCCUCCAGGCCACGAUCCAACCGCACCAAUUCAGCACCGGAAGAGCGCGUGUCAUACCCAGCCACAAAUUCUUCCCCGCAGGCAGUUGCUCCUCUGCCCCUCUAUUCCAGCCGAUGCAGCUCGAUGGCUGAAAGAAGCAGUGAAUCAGUCCCUUCUCUGACUGAGUUUUCGAGCCGAUGUUCGCCUAUCCCAAGUUCUGCGGCGACACCCCCAGCUUUGCCUUGCAAGUCUCCGUUGCGGAACUCAAGUGUCAUUGACCAAGGUGCGAAUCGCCGCGAUUCCAUUCUGGGGCCAGCGAUUGCGCUUUGCGAUGAGUUAUUGAGUGAGAGUAGAGAGACGACAGAAAAAGUGGAACAAGUCAAAGGACCUACCUCCUAGGGUGAAAUCGUAGCAGAAGAAAUUCAUCACAUCGAACAUGCAACUGAUACAGGAAUAGAACUGGAUAGAUAUCAGAAACACACACAAUUACGGUCUCAUUGUAC